Molecule: messenger RNA, 10974 nt
Organism: Dreissena polymorpha
Lineage: Eukaryota; Metazoa; Mollusca; Bivalvia; Myida; Dreissenidae
Exons: 21
Coding region: 529-4299 (1256 amino acids)
Biological process (GO): signal transduction
Molecular function (GO): protein binding
Source: RefSeq, a predicted model, not a curated record
CCCUGGUGACAAUAGGUUAAGGACACAAGCGAUGCACAGUCCAAAUACAGGUGAAAAUCUGCAAAUUAUAAACAAUCAGGUUGAAUGACCGUUGUCUAUACAAGAAGUGGAAACCUGGGGAUGAUUUCUCUUGACAGUGGUUGAUUUAAAAAUAAGAAAUCUGUAAGUCAGAAAGAAAUGGAGCAGUGAGACCCCAUAAAGAGGCACUCUUACCCUGUGAAUCAUUGUGUGGAAACAUUUGUUUUAUGUUUGUUACUGUUCUGGUAAAGGUUCAAUUAUAAACUAAAAAAAUAAAAAUAAAUACAUUUACUGUUGCCAGUAAAGAAGUGAAAAGGUGGAAUUAUAUGUUGUGUAACAUCAUGAUGUGACAUUUUAAUAACCAUGUCAAUAUUUCUGGAACAUUAUUAUCCUUCAUUAUCUACAUUUAUUGCUAAUCAUAGAGAAUCAGAGGAGAUAUUGUAAUGUUAAUGCUAGAAAAAUGUAAGUUCUAAAUGGCAAACUUGCUAAAAUAGUAAUAUUACAUGUAUAAUGAAGUUUCACAGUGUACAUGGCUCAGCAGUAACAGUCACAGAAAACAGGACUGUAGCCGUGAGGUCAGACUUGGAAUUUUGCAAUGGAAUCGUCUUCAGUGACCAUGCUAUCAAAGCUGGGCACAAGUUUUGCAUCAAGCUUUCAUGCACCCAAGCCUGGAGUGGUGCUCUCAGAGUGGGCUUUACUCUCAACGAUCCAGGGCGAUUCACACCGGCAGAUUUACCCAAGUAUUCUGUGCCAUAUUUCUUGAAGAAGGAUUAUUUCUGGAUUCGGCCUAUCAGUGAAAAUUUCACUGGGGAAGGAUAUAAGUUGAUGUUUUACAUAGGCAUUGAUGGAAGUGUACAGUUAUUUGUGAACAAUGAACACAAAGGUGCACUCCUUGUAGGUCUGCCGGCAGACAGAGCCUUCUGGGUAAUGUUUGAUAUCUAUGGAAACACCAAAGGAAUAAAAAUUGUGAAACCAGAUGAUGCCCCCAAGGAGAUAACAGCUCGUGGCCAAGAGGCCGUCAAAGCGUAUGAGUCUGCAUGUACCUCAGGCAUGAAACCAGUCUGUCGUACCAGGCUCAUGCUUGUUGGAAAGGACGGAUCUGGAAAAACCAGUCUGAAGAAUGCUUUACUUGGACAAAGGCCAGAAGUGGAGGUGUCCAGAACAACGGGAAUAGAUUUCUCCACAUCCUGUAUGUUCACUGUUGGGGCCAGGGAACCCUGGUCAGUCAUUGCUGGAAAUUAUGCAUCACCAGCCAUGGACAUUAAGGAAGCAAGUGUGUCAUGUGAUGUGGAAGCCCUAGAAGAGGAAUACCAUCAGGCCAUAGCUGCAAAUAUUGUGCAGGAGUUGUACCAGCAGAAACGCAAAAUGUCUGCAACGCAAAAAACACCAAAGCCUCCCUCACGAGAAUCACAGAAACUGUCAAAUUCUAGUGGUGCUAAAAAGCUCAGUAAACCUCCCUCAGCUUCCAGCCUUUCGAACCCAAAGUUUUCAGAAAUCCCACAAGAGACGUUCAAAGAAGUCCCAGAGAGGGUCGUCCAACUGGUGCAAAAAUUGUUGGACGCCCCUCCUCAGGAGCAGCAGAAAUCUCAGGACUCUGUUACUUUGGCAACCAAGGUGCCUGACACAGCAAAAAUGGUGCUAGAUAUAUGGGACUUUGCAGCCAAGGAGGAGUAUUAUACCAUCCAACAGAUGUUUUUAUCACCACGGGCAUUAUAUGUGUUUGUGUUCAAGUUGAAUCAAGAUCUGGAGGAGAAUGUCUCUGAUAAAAAGUAUGCUUAUUCUGAGAGCCUGUCUACCUUGGAGUACCUGGAUUUCUGGUUGAAGUCUAUCCUGGCCCACACAUCUUCAGUAAGCUCCAGUAGCACAUUUUCCCCUCCUGUGUUCAUCGUCGGAACACACAGGGACUGUCUGGGGGAGGAUGAUGAAAGCAUAAAGAAGGCUGUUGAGGAGAAACUAGGUCAAGUUCAGGAUUUCCUGGUCGGCAAACCAUACAUCCAGCAUCUCGUUACUCCUUUCUACGCUGUGAAUAAUUUAACGGACGACUCUUUAAUUGCAGAGUUUCGCAUCAAGCUGGAAGAGGCGUCAUGCAGAGAACCAUAUAUUGGGGAACAGAUCCCAAUCAGGUGGAUACGGUUUGAACAAGAAGUCAGCAUUCUGAAAAACAAUGGAGCAAACUACGCCACUUAUGAUCAGAUGUCUGAGAUUACCGGCCACCUUGGCAUUGUUGAGUCCACAGAAGUGUCAACAAUGCUCAAGUUCUACCACGAUCUUGGUGUGCUGAUCUAUUACGGGAGCGGGAAGUCUGCGGUGGACAAUCUGCUGAGGAACACGGUGAUCCUGAACCCUAAGUGGCUGCUUGAGAUGAUCAGUCAUGUGCUGUCUGUGCAAUGGAAACCUCAAGACAAGUGGAACCUGAUUCGUGACAAGUGGACGCGCUUACAGGAGUUCGGCAUACUAGAGGAGCCCCUGUUGGACACACUGUGGCAUGAGGCUAGAGAGCAGAAACCAUUGCUGCUUGGACUCUUGGAGAAGUUUGAUCUGGCCUGUCAACGUCUUCCAAGUGUAGCUGAGUCCCAGGGAUUGAUUCAUGGUCACAAUCGCUCAUUCUAUGUACCCGCUCGCCUCACUAAGUGCAGUGAAAGCAACUCCCUGUACUGCAUGGGAGAAAAUGAUAUCACCUUCUAUGUGAACUUCCAUGGAUUCUUGCCUGGAGGACUUUUCCAGCGGAUUAUCACCCGAACAACAAAGUGGUCGCAGGACAUUGGAGGUCAGAAUCCCUACUUCAUGUACAAGAACAUUGCUCGCUUCUUUCUAGAUGUGGAACACGACUUUCUCCUUGAAAUGGCCAGCAGCAAGCUCCAUAGAAUAAAGGUUGUCAUUCUGCGUGUCUCUGAGUCCGAGUCUGACUCUGAAAGGAGGCAGUUGUCCAAUGCCAUGUCCCCACCCAGUCCCCAUGCAUGUGCCAAGGUUCGUAACUUUCUGGAGAGCUGUUUGUCAGACAUUCGUGAGAUGUGGAUGCGCCGAAUCUCAUACAGUGUAGUGGCCCGCUGCCCCUGUGAGUGUGUGUGUGAGACCCACAAGAAGGAAGGCUGUCUGGAUGAGAGCUGUCUGCACUUCCUGAACUUGGAUGAGUGCCUUGCAAAUAAGAUUGUGAUGUGUGAUCAUAGAAGAGUGAAAACCUCAGGAAUCAGAAAGUUUUUUCCAGAACCUCUGACUCUGGGUUUCUAUGGGCCAGUGUUGCCGUCCAUGUCUCUGCGGGACUUGUGUGGCAACAUUGAAAAGAACUGCCCCAAUCUGCCCUCCUGGGUGAAGUCUGCAGCCAAGCUCCUCAACAACGGGGAAUCUGGCAGGGACUGGAACUCUCUCGCUAGAGAACUAGGCUAUAAGCAGAACCAGAUCAACUUGUUCAAUGAUGAUCUGAACCCUGGGCUGGCAUUGCUGGCAGACUGGAUUGUAGCCGGGGGCAACACGGGUCUCGCGGUGGACGCACUCACCGUCUACCUGGAGAAACUGGACAGAGAGGAUGUCGUGGAGAUCAUACAGAAGGCUAAAGAUCAGGAGCAAGGUCCAGCUAAGGUGUUCCUCAGCUACCAGUGGGACAGCCAGGACGAGGUGAAGGGGCUACGCUCGCAGCUGGAGAAGUCUGGCUUCACUUGCUGGAUGGACAUUGGUCAGAUAGGGGGCGGGGACCACCUCUACGCCAAGAUUGAUGAGGCCAUACGCAACUGCAAGGCGGUGAUAUGUUGUGUGACACCAAAGUUCACCACUUCCCAGCUGUGCAUGAAGGAACUUAGUCUGGCCGACCUGCUACGUAAGCCCAUCAUCCCAGUGAUGAUUGAGCACACAAUAUGGCCGCCCCCUGGGGGCAUGGCCCUCAUUCUGAGUCAGCUGGUGUACAUCAACAUGAAAGGUGUUGGUGGCCAUGGUGGUACAGGUAUACACGCGGACAGACAAGACAAGUACCGGGAGAUCAUACAGCGGCUAUCUCUGCACACCACACCUGACACAUGCCACCUUGAGCCCGAGACUGACACGGAAAGCAAGAAGAGUCACCUCAUAGAACACGAGAUGCUCUCCAACUUCACAGAGUACACAGACAGAAACAGCAUGGGUGGCUCGCUGAUAUCAAUGCCAUUGUCUGAUAUGCACAGGCUACCUGUGCCCAACUUUCAGGCUCAGCAACCCAUCGUGCUCAGACAGGUUGACUCGGGCGCGGCACCUAAUGCCCGCACUGUGGAGCAGGUGAAUGUUUCUCAGUGCAAGAUAUGCUCCAUCCUUUGAUCUGAUAUGUGCUUUUAGAAGUUUAUUUAUUGAUGUUUAUUAUUUGCAUUCCUAUGUGUUAUUAAAAAAGGAACUGAAAUAGAAUAUAUAAUUGGUAUUGUGCAUGGAGGGCUUGUUUUAGUUUAAUUAGAACAGUGAUGUUUUUCAAAACACUGAUGAAUUUGAUGUUAGAAUUAAGGAUUUUGUAGUGAGUUCAUUAUUUGAUUUGUUGUUGUUUAAAGCAAGUGUGACACUUAAUAAUACCUUUUCAAAAAAGAUAAAGCGUUAAUGAUAAAUAAACUAAAUUUGAGAGUACAGUCCAACAACCAGUUAUAACUUCUGUUAUAAAAUUGCCAUUUUAAAUUUUUAUACUUUUAGUGUUUCCUUCAAUGAACAAUACUGCUAUGCCAUACUAUCGGGUUAUAAUAGCGAUGUGCUAUUAAUAUGUUUUGGGACGUGAUGUCAAUGACACGUGAGGACUGUUAUUAUGCCCCCCUUCGAAGAGGUUAUUAUGCCCCCCUGUUAUUAUGCCCCCCUAUUGAUUUUCAGGUCAAAGGUCAAGGUCACUGUGACCAUAAAUAGCAAAAUGGUAUCCGGAUGAUAAUUCAAGAACGCUUACGCCAAGGAUCAUGAAACUUCAUAGGUACAUUGAUCAUGACUUGCAGAUGACCCCUAUUGAUUUUCAGGUCACUAGGUCAAAGGUCAAGGUCACGGUGACCUGAAAUAGUAAAAUGGUUUACGGAUGAUAACUCAAGAACGCUUAUGCCUAGGAUCAUGAAACUUCAUAGGUACAUUGAUCAUGACUCGCAGAUGACCCCUAUUGAUUUUCAGGUCACUAGGUCAAAGGUCAAGGUCACAGUGACCCGAAAUAGUAAAAUGGUUUCCGGAUGAUAACUCAAGAACGCUUAGGCCUAGGAUCAUAAAACUUCAUAGGUACAUUGUUCAUGACUCGGAUGACCCCUAUUGAUUUUCAGGUUACUAGGUCAAAGGUCAAGGUCACAGUGACUCGAAAUAGUAAAAUGGUUUACGGAUUAUAACUCAAGAACGCUUAUGCCUAGGAUCAUGAAACUUCAUAGGUACAUUGAUCAUGACUCGCAGAUGACCCCUAUUGAUUUUCAGGUCACUAGGUCAAAGGUCAAGGUCACAGUGACCCGAAAUAGUAAAAUGGUUUCCGGAUGAUAACUCAAGAACGCUUAGGCCUAGGAUCAUAAAACUUCAUAGGUACAUUGAUCAUGACUCGGAUGACCCCUAUUGAUUUUCAGGUUACUAGGUCAAAGGUCAAGGUCACAGUGACUCGAAAUAGUAAAAUGGUUUACGGAUUAUAACUCAAGAACGCUUAUGCCUAGGAUCAUGAAACUUCAAAGGUACAUUGAUCAUGACUCGCAGAUGACCCCUAUUGAUUUUCAGGUCAAAGGUCAAGGUCAUGGUGACCCGAAAUAGCAAAAUGGUUUCUGGAUGAUAUCUUUAGAACGCUUACGCCAAGGAUCAUGAAACUUCAUAGGUACAUUGAUCAUGACUCGCAGAAGACCCCUAUUGACUUUCAGGUCACUAGGUCAAAGGUCAAGGUCACGGUGACUUUACACAGUAAAAUGGUUUCCGGAUGAUAACACAAGAAAGCUUACGCCUAGGAUCAUGAAACUUUAUAGUUACAUUGAUCAUGACUCGCAGAUGACCCCUUUUGAUUUUCAGGUCACUAGGUCAAAGGUCAAGGUCACAGUGCCAAAAAUCGUAUUCACACAAUGGCUGCCACUACAACUGACAGCCCAUAUGGGGGGCAUGCACGUUUUACAAACAGCCCUUGUUUAGAAUAUAUCUUCAAAUGAACGUUAUAUGACUAGACUGUUAGAUUUACUGAAUGAAAUAGAUGCAUGAGUUAACAAAAUAUUAUCGUUGAUAAAUUCAUAAGUUUGAUAAGUGGUCUGCAUUUAAAUCGGUAUAUAAGAUAUUAAUUUUGAUCACAUGCUAUACCCUGUUUCCCAUGUAAUACAAAUAUUACAUUUUUUUUUUUUAUUACACAUGGGUAAUAUCACAUUUUUUAAGUGUUUUAUUUGGCUUAGUUUUUGUUUAUUGACCAAUCGCAUUUUGUUAUUUAGCUGAAAUGACGUUUCAACGUCAAAUGACGUCACGAAAUGUAAAAAACAUUCGGGAUUAAUCAUUAUGUUUGCGUAAAUAUUUAUUUAAUUUGCUCAUUUAAAAGCAUGUGAUAAAAUAGAUCUGACACUCGUUGUCAUAUCAUACCAUAUUUUAUUAAACUCGUCCAAGAACUUGUUAGUAAGCUCGCCAAAGGCUCGCUUACUAACAAAAUUCCUGAACUCGUUUAAUAAAAUAUGGUAUGAUAUGACAACUCGUGCCAGAUCCUUUAUGUAUUAUUCACUGGAAAUAAUUGCUGUUAUACUAAUUUAUUGGCAAUAAGCCUUGUUUUACAUUACACUGUUUGCAAACGACUUGGUAGGAUAACAACCUAGCAAAACUAGUUUCCAACUGUCCAAUCAUCUAAAGAGUAGUAACACAACAACGGUUACCUAUCAACAACUGUCACUUUUGUCUUUUCCCUGACUGACCGCUGUUCUCAGGUUAGACUGUUAUACAAUUACAAAUAAUUUCUGCUGUACAGCCAAAAUUUAUUCAUGUUAAAAAAACAUGUGCUAUAUUUGAAAAUCUCCACUUUUCUUUGCAAAUUUGUUUAAAGGACAUGAAAACAAGUUUUAUGUCCCCUUUUAUGAGGGAUGUGUGUGUGCAUGGGAGGGGGGGUGUAGAUUUGCUCUUUACAUCUCUCCUUCUGUCUGGCCAACUUGUGAGAUUGGUUGGUGGUCACCAUUCCGGACAGGUUGGGUUUCAGCAGGUACCCAGCCUUCCCCCCACAACACAAGAAUUUUUUUAAUUGAAAAAUCAUUUAUUAUCAACUAAAUAGCUGUUUUGUCAAGUGUGCAAAAAGUCAACAAAAUUGUAUAUAUUGAUUAGGCAUUAAAAAAUGAGAUUUACCAGCACUGUGUAGGUGAUUUAAAACAAGCUCAAUGUUCCUUGCAAUACCAGCCUGUGUGUUAGGUACGGUUAUAUACUGUAUUUAUCACAAUUAUGAUUGAAACAAGCUAGAAAAUAAUCAUGAUGCAUUGGUAGUCAGAACCUUUUUUACAUUUAAUGUAGUGUUAAUGUAUUUAUUUAUUUGAAAUUUAAUGUUAUUAAUUAUAAAUGUAUUCUGUUAAGUAACAUUUUACAAAUCAGAAAUGUGUUGAAAAUUUUUUUUGUUAUUAACUUUAAGAUAUUUGUUAUUUUAAAUGAAUGUUUCCAUGAUAGUCUAGUGGUCUAUAAACUUUACCGGUACAUGCAUACAUUAUAUAAGCAUGUAAAAAUGUUUUCCAACAUCACAUGCAGGUAAUAAAAGGAAGCGUUAGACCAGUGUACAUAGAGUGCUUACUGGUAUCAUUCUUAAAAGUAGGAAAUUAUACGGCACUCUGCAAAGUACACAAACAUUUGUUAUUUUGUAAAUAGAUUUUUUUAGAAGCAUAUGUAUCAAUUGAAAACAAAAAUCAAAAUGAUUUUUUUUAAUAUAUCAUUAAUCAACAUGUAGAUUAACAUUUUGUAAUAGUUUUUUGUCACAUUUCAAAUCAUUUGGACUUGACAUGCAAAGAAAGUAAAGCUUCCAUUAGGAUACAGAGACUGUUCUUGUUGUAGAAAAUGUCCAUUAUUGAACACUGAACAGGCUGUUUUAUUUUUAGCAAUCAUUGUGUUGAGUUUAAAAAUAAUGUCUAUGUUUGUGCGAACAAAAAUGUUAACAAUAUGUAUGGUUUGCACUUUAGAGCAUAAUAAAAAGGUUUGUUUUUUUCAUGUUGGCAUUAUAGUUGAAUGGCCAGUCAAGUGUGUGUUGUUACAUAUUAAGCGUGUAAAGGAAAUUACUGAUAAAUUGUUUUUUGUAUUUCCCAUUGAAAAAUCCAUUGUACCAAUCUCUAUGUUAUGUUCACAUGUCAUGAUGUUAGAAAAUAAUGCAUCCUAUAAUAUUUACUAAUGGUUUAUUUUAACAUAAAAUAAGUUACACAAGCUUUCCUACUCUUCAAUCAAAGCUAAUAAUCAGACGCCUUUUAUUUAAAUGUAUACAUCAAAUCAAUGUUGAUUAACAGUUGAUUUUCCAAUACUAUAGGCUAUUAUAACUGGUUUGUUAUUAUACCCCCAUUACCAUUGGUAAUGGGGGCUAUAUAGGAGUCACUUUGUCGGUCAGUCUGUCUGCCUGUCCCGAAAAAUUCAUCCGAUCUUCACCAAACUUGGUCAGAAGUUGUAUCUAGAUGAUGUCUAGGUCAAGGAUGAUUAUGGGUCAUGUCGAGUCAAAAACUAGGUCACAGGGUCACUUAGUGCGUUUCGAACCGAUAGUUUGUCAUGACCAUAACAAUGUCAUUUAUUGUUAGAUAUUAAAAUGACUUGGUACAUUUGUUCACCAUCAUGGGACGAUGUGUAAUGCGAAAGAAGUACGUCAAUAACUCCAAGGUCAAGGCCACACGUGGAGUUGCCCAUAAAUGAGCUUGUCCGGGCCAUAACUAUGUCAUUCAUUGUGAGAUUUUUAAAUGACUCUGUAAAUUAAUUUUGUUCACAGUCAUUGGACGGCAUGUCAUGCAAAAAUAUUCAAGCGUUCAAAGGUCAAAAUGGCCAUGAAUGAUAAUGGCAUAAUAAUUCUUAAAAAUCACCAUUAAUUAGCUUCUCUUGUUUUGUGAAGACAGCAAGCAAAAUAUUCUGUGUCAAUGCAGCAUGUGGGGGUAUAUGUCACGUCUGUGACAAAGCUCUAGUUAUGCUCUCCCAAAAUUUAUUUUGGGGGGAGCAUAUAGUCGCCGCUUGGUCUGUCCGUGUGUGUGUCUGUCUGUCCGUGCACAACUUUUGUCCGGGCUAUUUCUCAGCAACUAAUGACCGGAAUUCAAUGAAACUUUAUGGGAAGCUUCAUUACCAAGAGGAGAUGUGCAUAUUAUCAGUGGGUUCUGGUCGGAAAAUUUUUCACAGAAUUAUGGCCCUUUGAAAUUUUCUAUACAAAAUUCUUGUCCCCCCAACUACUGUGCUGUAGUGCAAUAUUGUGACAAAAAAAAACUUUGGGGAGCAUCACCCGUCUCCGACGGUUUCUUGUUUAAAUUAUGUUUAUGGUUGGUAAAAUUAAUGAAUGGAAUUCAAGUUUUGGUAUAUAGGGAUUAUUUCCACUUGAAGAGUAAUGUCAACGUCUGUCUUUUCUGAAUAAGUUCAUGUUACUCUCCUGGUUUUUAUGCUCCCCCUAAAUUUUUUGGGGGAGCAUAUAGUCGCCGCUUUGUCUGUCCGUGAGUGUGUCCGUCUGUCCGUGCACAAUUUUUGUCUGGGCUAUUUCUCAGCAAUUAAUAACCGGAAUUCAAUUAAACUUUAUGGGAAUCUUCACUACCAAGAGGAGAUGUGCAUAUUAUCAGCUGGUUCUGGUCGGAUGAUUUUUUCACAGAGUUAUGGACCUUUGAAAUUUUCAAUUAUCUGUACAUAUAGUGCAAUUCUUGUCCGGGCUAUUUCUCAGCAACCAAUGACCGGAAUUCAAUGAAACUUUAUGGGAAGCUUCACUAUGAAGAGGACAUGUGCAUAUUAUCAGCGGGUUAUAGUCAGAUGAUUUUUCACAGAGUUAUGACACUUUGAAAUUUUCCAUUAUCUGUACAUAUAUUGCAAUUCUUGUCCGGGCUAUCUCUCAGCAACUAAUGACAGGAAUUCAAUGAAACUUUAUGGGAAGCUUUACUACCUAAAGGAGAUGUUUAUAUUAUCAGCCGGUUCUGGUCGGAUGAUUUUUCACAGACUUAUGGCCCUUUGAAAUUUUCCAUUAGCUGUACAUAUAGUGCAAUUCUUGUCUGGGCUAUUUCUCAGCAACUACUGACUGGACUUCAAUGAAGCUUUAUGGGAAGCUUAACUACCUUGAGGAGAUGUGCAUGUUAUUUGUGGAUUCUGGCUAGAUGAUUUAUUUAGAGAGUUAUGACCCUUUGAAAUUUGCAAGUUGCUAAACCAUCCAUCGUUUUAUUUUGUCCAAAGUUAUGCCCCUAAAGACGUUUCCUUUUAUCUGAAUAUAUAGUGCAAUAUUGUGACAAAAAAAACGUUUGGGGAGCAUCACCCGUCUCCGACGGUUUCUUGUUGCAAUAUUUGCUCUUCAAACUGCUUUAAUAUGAUAUGUAUAUUAUAUGUUUACAGAAUUCCUCUCCGUCCACAGCAGGUAGAACUUUUUGUACAGUACAUGCAUUCUAUAUUUUAUCCUUGUGUUUUCUACUUUCGGUUUUAGAUCUUACAUUUCAUUCUCAUAUAUUGAAAUAAAUCAGAUAUUUAUUUUAGAUCUCUUAUAAGCAGACAUAAAUGAGCAGCAGCAUGCGAAAAUGGGUCUUUUUCCAAUGCAAACAGUGUUGCUUCAGACCAGCCUGCACAAUAAUGCAGUGUAAUGAAGAGCUAUCCUGUCCACCACUUAGUCACUCUAGGACUUGUGGUCUCAUUACGAGAUGGGCAUGCUGGUUGGAAACUAACUCUGGCUGAGUAUGGAAUAUAAGACCCAUGUUUGUAUGAUGCAGCUCUUAUGUCAAUCUCUUUUAAGUAUUUUCUUCUUUUUAUAUUAUUUCAUUUUACCUUUGUUAAGUUUUAGUUCAUGUUUUCUUGCUUUAUGAUACAGACGCUGUUUAUGUGUGAAUUGAAAUGCAAACUGUGCUUUUGAGUACAAUAAAGAGUAGAGUUUUUGUG